AAGGAAGACAAAGGGUGAGGAGGGCCAUAGAGAGGCAGCUGGGGCCAUAGGCACUUCAGAGGGGUUGUCUUUAGGGUAGGGCCAUAGGCACUUGGAAGGGGGUGUCCUUAGGGUAGUUCGUAAUUAUGCCCUUUUUGUUUGGAGGUCCUGUGACAGGGAUGUAUUGAAGGGGAGGUAUUUAUGUUGUUAGAAAUCUCAGUUUAACUGCAUGUCUCUGCCCUUUUUCAUUCUCAGUGUUGUGAGUCUGCCUGUCUGCGUCUAAGGGAACGAGCAGGUUAGCUUGACUGUGAACCAUUCACUGAAAAGGAUUUAAUAUUUCGGAAGAAGUGGUACUUUUUCACAAUAAGAAUACCUGACUUGUCAUUUGAAAACAAGACAGUCUUCCAACCUACUGCCUUGUUGUAUGCUUGUGAUCAGAAUUGUGACACAGCUUAAAAGUUGAACAAAUAGAUGGAGAAUCCGCUGAGCUUUGGCCUGACUCUCUUCCUAACCCUCGGUCUGGUCCUGUCCGAGGUGGGGGGGCAGAAGGAAGACGUCCAUGGGGGGAGUCCUCAGAAGCCUCGCUCGUCCGAAACAAAGCCGGGCCGCUGCUCGUACACCUUCAUCGUUCCCCAGCAGAAGCUCAAGGGGGCCCUAUGUGUGAACACAGAGUCUGCCGGUGCCAACCACACCGAGUUGGCGGCGCUGCGGGCAGCGCUGAGUCGGCAGCAGGGGCAGCUGGAGAAGCUGCAGGGGCAACUGGAGCAGGAGGGGGCCCUGGUCACCGAACUGAGGGCGCUGCGAAAGGAGAGCAGCAGCAUGAACGCCCGCAUCACCCAGCUUUAUGCCCAGCUACUGCAUGAGGUCAUCCACAAAAAGGACCAGGCGUGGGAGCAGCAAAGGCUAGAAAGCCUACUGCUCAAUGCCACGACGCAGGUUCUGCAGGUAUCCAGCAGCUACAGGGAGCUGGAGAAGAAGUAUGGAGUCCUGACGUCCAUGAUGGUCAACCAGAGCCAGCUCAUCGCCCAUUUGGAGAAGCAGUUUCGGACCAAAGACAUAACUCCGCCCCUUCAGGUGACCUCUCCGCCCACAAGACCCCAGCUCAAUGACAGCUCUGCUCCCAACCAAAUGACUAACAAUGUUCAAAGAGACCAGGGUGCCCCUCCCCUACAGAAGGAACAGUCCCAGGAGACCAACGUUCUCCCCACCAAUAUGCCCAGUGUCUCCACAGAACCCACUUUCAUCAGCUUUCCUGUCACCAAGACCCCAGGUCCCUGGCGGGACUGCCAGCAUGCUUUGGACUCAGGCGAGGCCACCAGUGGGAUCUAUCUGCUGCGCCCACAGAGUGCCAACCGUCUCCUGCAGGCGUGGUGCGAGCAGGCCCAGGCCCAGGGCGGCUGGACCGUCAUCCAGAGGAGACAGGACGGAUCGGUCAACUUCUUCAGAAACUGGGAGCAGUAUAAGCAAGGCUUUGGAAACCUGGAUGGAGAGUACUGGCUAGGACUAGAGCACCUGUACUGGCUGACCAAACAGGCCCACUACAAGCUACGGGUGGCCAUGGAGGACUGGCAGGGCCGGCACGUGUUUGCUGAGUACAGCAGUUUCCACCUGGAGCCAGAGACUGAUUGGUACCGUCUGAGACUAGGAGAUUACAGUGGCAAUGCUGGGGACUCUCUCUCCUGGCACAACAACAGGGCAUUCACCACUCUGGACCGGGACAAGGACGGCUACUCCGGAAACUGUGCACACUACCAGAAAGGGGGCUGGUGGUAUCACAUGUGUGCCCACUCCAAUCUGAAUGGAGUCUGGUAUCGAGGCGGGCACUACCGGAGCCGCUACCAGGACGGAGUGUACUGGACAGAGUUCCACGGGGGCUCCUACUCCCUAAAGAAAGUCACCAUGAUGAUCAAACCUACAUAACCCACUGCCUGUCCAUAGGCAGGUGAUGAAGAAAUGCAGCUGAGUGUCCAGUGUGUGAGCAUGUGUACUGUAUUUCAGAAGUUUCACUUUGCACCAUCUAUGUUGAAACACUUUAAAAACACAUUUUAAAGAGGAAACAUUCUAUAUACGUUAUCGGCCAUCAUUUCAGAUCAGACGCUGAUGUGAGUGUUGAAGGUAAAAUGUUUAGAUGCUUGCCAAUGGAUGAUAACAGUGAGAAUGACUGGUAUUUAAAUUGUUUGUCUAGCAAAACCUGCUUUGGUGAUUUGGUUGUACAUAUUGUACAUACAUACCAAUAAGGGCAAUAUGAAUAGACAGUACAUUUGUUUUAGAACUUGGUGGCAGAAACACGAACAAGAGUAUUGUUUUUUUUAAGUCACAUGUACAUGACCCAACACUCAUAUUUUCUGCAUUGCAUUUUUUUAAAUAAAAAAGAUCCAUCUACA
This is a messenger RNA of Osmerus eperlanus (European smelt), 2363 nucleotides long. It is a transcript of the gene angptl6, whose product is annotated as angiopoietin-like 6. The record is from RefSeq and is a predicted model, not a curated record. The transcript has 7 exons. Bases 451 to 1899 code for a protein of 482 amino acids. Lineage: Eukaryota; Metazoa; Chordata; Actinopteri; Osmeriformes; Osmeridae.